AUGAUGGAGAGAGGCGUGAAGAAGAAAUGUCUCUUACUUAGGUGGGAGCAACUGAAUUGCUUAGCGAACGAAGAACGUCUCAACGAUGAUCAUGUUGAUCGUGCGAGGUCGCUACUCACUCGACAUGUCUGUAAUGUCAUCUUUUACUCGGUUAACUAUUCUCCGGAUUGUGCUUUAUCAAUGUACAUGACCUUUAAGACAACACCUCCUAUUACGAUUGAAGAACGUAGACGCAGAGUAGCGCAAGCAUCUAGACGCGCACUAGAAGAGGAAGACUUAAUAGCUGAAGAGAUAGACGCAAUAUUAGACGAGAUAUUCUCACAUGAUGAGAUCACCACCGAUGUCCAGUUUAGACCGGCAAGUAAGGUUGUGGUUGAGUCCUUGCCAAGGAAAGUAUACAAGAAGACAACGUCGACGUCAAGUUCCGACAUGUGCACAAUUUGUUUGAGCGAAUUUAAUACAGGAGAAAGUGUCCUGACAUUACCUUGUGGACACGAGUUUGAUGAUAGCUGUAUCCUCGAGUGGUUUUCCGCCAAUCAUGUUUGUCCAUUGUGCCGUUACAAGCUACCACGUGAAAAGCAGGUGAAACGAGCCUUAGAAUUUGAUUCAGGGAUUUAA
This is a messenger RNA of Microthlaspi erraticum, 618 nucleotides long. The record is from the annotation of a GenBank genome assembly. Lineage: Eukaryota; Viridiplantae; Streptophyta; Magnoliopsida; Brassicales; Brassicaceae.